Molecule: messenger RNA, 4998 nt
Organism: Manis javanica (Malayan pangolin)
Lineage: Eukaryota; Metazoa; Chordata; Mammalia; Pholidota; Manidae
Gene: MEGF11
Product: multiple EGF like domains 11
Cellular component (GO): membrane
Molecular function (GO): protein binding
Source: RefSeq, a predicted model, not a curated record
GUCGCCCGCCGGCUCGCUCACCAGCUCGCGGGGCCCGCCGCCCGCCGCCCGGCUCUGGGCCGCUCGCAGCUCCGGCGCUCCGGCGCUGUUCAGGCUCCGGAGGACAGACCGAGGGACCGGCCGGCCGAGCCCAGGGCCGCCUGCGGAAGCAGGGCCCAGGAUGGCGCUCUCAGAAGCAGCGUUCAUUGUCUUCUCCCUCCUGCAAGCCGUCUUCUCUCUGAACCCUGAAGACCCCAAUGUAUGCAGCCACUGGGAGAGCUACGCCGUGACUGUCCAGGAAUCGUACGCACACCCCUUCGACCAGAUCUACUACACGCGAUGCACAGACAUCCUCAAUUGGUUCAAGUGCACCAGGCACCGGAUCAGUUACAAGACGGCGUAUCGGCGUGGUCUCCGGACCAUGUACCGGCGGAGGUCCCAGUGCUGCCCUGGCUACUACGAGAGCGGAGACUUCUGCAUACCCCUGUGCACCGAGGAGUGUGUGCAUGGCCGCUGUGUUUCCCCGGACACCUGCCACUGUGAGCCUGGCUGGGGAGGGCCCGACUGCUCUAGCGGCUGCGACAGCGACCACUGGGGCCCGCACUGCAGCAACCGGUGCCAGUGCCAGAACGGGGCCCUGUGCAACCCCAUCACGGGUGCUUGCGUGUGUGCUGCUGGCUUCCGGGGCUGGCGCUGUGAGGAGCUCUGCGCGCCUGGGACCCAUGGCAAGGGCUGCCAGCUGCCAUGCCAGUGCCGCCAUGGCGCCAGCUGCGACCCCCGCACGGGCGAGUGCCUCUGCGCCCCGGGCUACACCGGAGUCUACUGUGAGGAGCUGUGCCCACCUGGAAGCCACGGGGCUCACUGUGAGCUGCGCUGCCCCUGCCAGAACGGGGGCACCUGCCACCACAUCACUGGCGAGUGUGCCUGCCCCCCAGGUUGGACGGGAGCAGUGUGUGCUCAGCCCUGCCCACCAGGAACAUUCGGCCAGAACUGCAGCCAGGACUGUCCCUGCCACCAUGGAGGGCAGUGUGAUCAUGUGACAGGACAGUGCCACUGCACAGCUGGGUACAUGGGGGACAGGUGCCAAGAGGAAUGCCCCCUCGGGACCUUCGGCUUCCAGUGCUCACAGCGCUGUGACUGUCACAACGGGGGCCAGUGCUCACCUGCCACUGGCGCCUGCGAAUGUGAGCCUGGCUACAAAGGUCCACGCUGCCAGGAGCGGCUGUGCCCUGAGGGCUGGCACGGCCUAGGCUGCACCUUGCCCUGCCCCUGUGAUGCCGACACCACCAUCAGCUGCCACCCAGUGACUGGCGCUUGCACCUGCCAGCCAGGCUGGUCUGGCCACCACUGCAACGAGUCCUGCCCUGCUGGCUUCUACGGCAAUGGCUGCUGGCUGCCCUGCACCUGCCAGAAUGGCGCCGACUGCCACAGCAUCACCGGGAGCUGCACUUGUGCCCCAGGCUACAUGGGAGAGGUCUGUGCAGUUUCCUGCGCAGCAGGGACCUACGGCCCCAACUGCUCGUCUGUCUGUAGCUGUAACAAUCGUGGCACCUGCUCCCCAGUAGAUGGCUCCUGCACCUGCAAGGAAGGGUGGCAGGGCCUGGACUGUGCCUUGCCAUGUCCCAGUGGGACAUGGGGCCUGAACUGCAAUGAGAGCUGCACCUGUGCCAACGGGGCCGCCUGCAGCCCCACAGACGGCUCCUGCUCCUGCACUGCUGGCUGGCUGGGAGACACCUGCGAACUGCCCUGUCCGGAUGGCACAUUUGGGUUGAACUGCACUGAGCGCUGUGACUGCAGCCACGCUGAUGGCUGUGAUCCUGUCACAGGCCACUGCUGCUGCCUGGCGGGAUGGACAGGCAUCCGUUGCGACAGCACAUGUGCACCUGGUCGCUGGGGUCCCAACUGCUCUGUCUCCUGCAGCUGUGAGAACGGUGGAUCCUGCUCCCCAGAGGAUGGGAGCUGCGAGUGUGCCCCUGGCUUCAGAGGACCAUUAUGCCAGAGAAUCUGCCCCCCUGGGUUCUAUGGCCAUGGCUGCGCCCAGCCGUGCCCCCUCUGCGUGCACAGUAGUGGGCCUUGCCACCACGUCAGCGGCAUCUGUGAGUGCCUCCCUGGAUUCACUGGAGCCCUCUGCAACCAAGUGUGUGCUGGAGGGCACUUUGGGCAGGAUUGUGCCUGGCUCUGCUCCUGUGCCAAUAAUGGGACCUGCAGCCCCAUCGACGGCUCCUGCCAGUGCUUCCCCGGAUGGAUUGGCAAGGACUGCUCACAGGCUUGCCCACCUGGGUUCUGGGGCCCCGCCUGCUUCCACACAUGUAGCUGCCACAACGGGGGGAGCUGCAGCGCUGAGGAUGGGGCCUGCCACUGCACCCCUGGCUGGACUGGACUCUUUUGCACACAGCGCUGCCCAGCAGCGUUUUAUGGGAAGGACUGUGGGCGCGUGUGCCAGUGUCAGAAUGGCGCCAGCUGUGACCACAUCAGUGGCCAGUGUACCUGCCGUACGGGCUUCACCGGGCGACACUGUGAACAGAGAUGUGCCCCAGGGACCUUUGGCUACGGGUGUCAGCAGCUGUGUGAAUGCAUGAACAAUGCCACCUGUGAUCACGUCACCGGCACCUGUUACUGCAGCUCUGGAUUCAAGGGAAUCAGGUGUGACCAAGCUGCCCUCAUGAUGGAAGAGAUGAAUCCCUACACCAAGAUCAGCCCAGCGCUGGGUGCAGAGCGCCACUCAGUGGGUGCUGUCACAGGCAUCAUCCUCUUGUUGUUCCUCAUUGUGGUGCUCUUGGGUCUGUUUGCCUGGUGCCGGCGGCGGCAGAAAGAGAAGGGCCGUGACCUGGCUCCCCGUGUCUCCUACACACCUGCCAUGAGGAUGACCAGCACUGACUACUCUCUCUCAGAUUUGUCUCAAAGUAGCAGCCAUGCCCAGUGCUUUUCCAAUUCCAGCUACCACGCACUGGUGGGGCCUGCCACCAGCCAGGCCAGCACUCUGGACAGGAACAGUCCCACCAAGCUCAGUAACAAGUCCCUUGACAGAGACACAGCAGGCUGGACCCCCUACAGCUUUGUGAACGUGUUAGACUCCCAUUUCCAGAUCAGUGCCCUGGAGGCCAAGUACCCGCCCGAGGACUUCUACAUUGAACUUAGACACCUCAGCCGCCCCGCUGAGCCACACUCACCAGGUACCUGUGGAAUGGAUAGACGUCAGAACACAUACAUUAUGGACAAAGGCUUCAAAGAUUACAUGAAAGAAUCCGCGUGCAGUUCUAGCACUUGUUCUUUGAAUAGCAGUGAAAACCCUUAUGCUACAAUUAAGGACCCACCCAUCCUCACCUGCAAGCUUCCAGAAAGCAGCUAUGUAGAAAUGAAGUCGCCUGUGCACAGGGGCUCUCCGUACAUAGAUGUGCCAUCCUUGUCGACAUCUAAUAAAAAUAUAUAUGAAGUUGAGCCCACAGUCAGUGUGGUCCAAGAAGGCCGUGGUCAUAACUUCAGCUAUAUCCAGAAUCCAUACGACCUACCUAGGAACAGCCAUAUUCCUGGUCACUAUGACCUCCUCCCAAUAAGACAAAGCCCUGCCAAUGGGCCCUCCCAGGACAAGCAGUCUUAAGAGGGAUAAGCUACUCUCUUGCAAUGUGCUCUGCUGAAUAUUCUGACUCUCUGAAAGAAGACAAUCCCUUAACUUGAAAUAAUGAUACAGACUGACUCCAGCUGCAUGUUAGUUAUUACUUUCACCUGGAACUAAAGAAGAGCUUCCAAGUGGGACUGGGGUAAUUGCUCAAAAGGUCGUUCACAAAGGCAACUCCUAUCACCCAUUUACCCCAACCCCAAAUGCCCUGUAUUAUAUGAUCUUUUAAAACAUUUAAGGUACAGCUACUCAUCAACAUCAGCUAAAUAUAUAUAUUUAUAUAUAUAAUUAUCUGAAACAUGAUGCUUAAAAACUAUGUAGAAUAGGUUUGAGGAGAAAAGGGGACUGGGGAGGGGAGAGGAUUACUUUAAAGCACCUGAAAUGUAUAUGUACUUUUGGUUGCUGUUACCAUCAACAUCUGUUUUUUAUCACCUAAGAUAAUUAGUACAUAGACACAAACUGUACUAAUUUCAAUCCUGAAGUACCUGUACAUAUAUGUCUGGUCCAUCAAAUUACAGCAGCCAAGAUCACAGAGUUUAGUAUAUAGUCUAAUGCUGACAUUUUCAAUUUUUAAAAAAUGAGACUUCAAUAAAUACAAAUUAACUUUCUCUCUUCUGCCCCUGGUGGUAGUAGGAGAAAAAAAAAGUUUCAAAAGUACAGCUGUCUCUUUCAGACUAUGACAAUGAUUUCUAGGCCAGAUUUACCAAAUCUUGCCAAUUCAAAGUUCAAGAACACUGCAAGUCAGUCCUGGCCUUGUCAUAUCUCCUUAGUCCAUUCACUCCUGAGUUAUUCCAUGUGAAACAGAACUCUGAGAUGAUGCUUUAAGCAAGCACAGACCGGUAAGAAUUAAGUAUCCUAAAAAUGGCUACUUAGCCUCCCAAAAUUAUCUGGUUGGCAUUCCUUGAUUCAGAGGAAGCACUUCUCUAUAAAUAUUGAGCUUGACAUAGUAUGGAACCUUAAGGUAUGGAGGAAAUUAGACAAAAGUGGAUACUGCAAAAGUUUAAACUGCUUGAAGUACAUCAUGCUUUUUGAUGGAACUAAAGGAAAUGAUGGAAGACUAUCCUGUAAUCAGUUGUAAUAAUGUAAGAACUUUAUAUAGACAGCAUAUAAGGAUAUAAGGUACUCCUAUCUUCUACAUUAAAAUGACCACUGAGAUGGCCAAAAAUGUAUUACAAUGAGCUAAAGCUCCAGAACCCAGUAUUCAGAUCUAUUUAUACCUUCCGCUACUAAUGAACACAGGUAAACUGGGAGACAAUUCUCAAGCCCUAAAAAGAUGACCUCCUCACAAGAAUUAAAAGACUAAAAGGGCAAACUGAGGAAAUUAAUGGCCAUCCCUGUUCCACUCCAUUCUCUGGUUAAGUCUAGCCAGUAAAAAAUGCUUCCAGAAAGGUACACAGAAGAGG